UAGAGGCAGGACCAGUACGUUAGCUCUGUUAAAAAAAACAACAUUUUAAAUUCAUUUACUAAACUCCGUAUCUUUUUUCUUCUUCUCUGAAAGUGUUUGACGACUGUUAAAUUCGCCCCAGCGUCUAAAAUUGUCGUAUUGGACUUUAUUGAGUUUUCUCAGUAGGAGGAGGUGUUAGGUGAGGCUAAGUUAACGGUGAAGUUAGACUGCUACAGACGACAUCAAGUGGGAAAGUGGGCUUAACCAAAGUGGACAUUUCACCCGAAAGACUCAUAAACAACUCCUAAAACAGGAGCAGAGGAAGCCGAGCAGUCGACGACGUGGAGUGGAGAAGUGAAGGGAAGGGAGAAGGUAGAAACACCAGCCCAGCUAUCUGCUUCGCCUGUGAGAGUGUUGCAUCAUGGGGAAACAGAACAGCAAGCUGCGGCCCGAGGUCCUGAACGACCUGAGAGAAAACACAGAGUUCACCGACCAUGAGCUGCAGGAGUGGUACCGCGGCUUCCUCAAGGAUUGUCCCACCGGCCACCUGACCGUGGAGGAGUUCAAGAAGAUCUACGCCAACUUCUUCCCGUACGGAGACGCCUCCAAGUUCGCAGAGCACGUCUUCCGUACAUUUGACACAAACGGCGACGCCACCAUCGACUUCAGGGAGUUCAUCAUCGCCCUGAGUGUGACAUCCCGCGGCGGGCUGGAGCAGAAACUGCGCUGGGCCUUCAGCAUGUAUGACCUGGAUGGGAACGGAUACAUCAGCCGGGCAGAGAUGCUGGAGAUAGUUCAGGCAAUUUACAAGAUGGUGUCGUCAGUGAUGAAGAUGCCUGAAGAUGAAUCAACACCGGAGAAACGAACAGAUAAGAUCUUCAGACAGAUGGACAUAGACAAUGAUGGUAGAUUGUCUUUGGAGGAGUUCAUUAAAGGUGCCAAGAGCGAUCCGUCCAUUGUCAGACUGCUGCAGUCGGAUCAGGGAGCCUCUCGUCAGUUCUGAGGACAGAGACAAUGACAGACACACAUGCACCACCCACACCCACCAUCUGAUCUGAGCUUGGUCAUCAUCCCACACACACCCCUCACCAGAGAACCAUGUGAUCCCUUCUUUUAAAAAAAAACACUCCAUGUCUUAAUGUUUACAUUAAUGGAUGCUUCUUUUGUCAAUGUGGCUCCUUCUCUGUGGACUAUGAUUUGAUUUCAGUUGAGGUAUUCUCUGUAGUUGCUUUCCUUCAAAGCGCUCUUGCCUUGAAAUGGUUUUUACUUGUUUUUCAUAAGUGAAGUGCCAUAUCAUACAUUAUACUGACUGGAUUAUACGCUUGCAAGUAUUACGACUCCCAUUAUGUUACAUUAAGAGGAAACUAAUUACACCACUUGGUAUAAUUUGAUUUAAUUGUGUUGAAAAGUGGCUUAUUGUUG
Molecule: messenger RNA, 1401 nt
Organism: Scomber japonicus (chub mackerel)
Lineage: Eukaryota; Metazoa; Chordata; Actinopteri; Scombriformes; Scombridae
Gene: hpcal1
Product: hippocalcin-like 1
Exons: 4
Coding region: 401-982 (193 amino acids)
Molecular function (GO): calcium ion binding
Source: RefSeq, a predicted model, not a curated record